Camelina sativa (false flax) is the source of this 1167-nucleotide messenger RNA. The record is from RefSeq and is a predicted model, not a curated record. Lineage: Eukaryota; Viridiplantae; Streptophyta; Magnoliopsida; Brassicales; Brassicaceae.
AUGGGAUGUAAAGGGUCAGCUUUUAGCUGCUGUUGGGAGAGAUGGCAGCUAUCUGCAAAGCUGGAUCUUCAAGAUGGCAAAAACAUAGCAAUCAUAUCAGACAAACAAUCGGGAUUAGUUAAAGCAAUUCACGAAAUCAUUCCACAAGCUGAGCAUAGGCAAUGUGCUAGGCACAUCAUGGACAAUUGGAAGAGAAAUAGUCAUGACAUAGAGCUACAACGACUAUUCUGGAAAAUUGCUAGAAGUUACACAGUAGGGGAAUUUGGUGGUCAUAUAGAAGCAUUGAGGAGUUACAAUCCAAGUGCUUAUGAUUCGCUACUAAAAACUAACCCGAGAAGAUGGUCUAGAGCAUUUUUCAGGAUUGGAAGCUGCUGCAAUGACAACUUAAACAACCUCUCCGAGUCUUUCAAUAGAACCAUCCGCCAGGCCAGACGGAAACCUUUGCUAGACAUGUUAGAAGAUAUUAGAAGACAAUGUAUGGUGCGUAAUGAGAAGAGGUAUGUCAUUGCUGGUAGGUUGAAGACUAGAUUCACAAAGAGAGCUCAUGCUGAGAUUGAGAAGAUGAUUGUUGGAUCGCAGUUCUGUGAAAGGUGGAUGGCAAGGCAUAAUAAACAUGAGAUACGAUGUGGUGAUGUCAAAGUCUGUGUUGAUAUGAGUGAUCGGACAUGUGGCUGCAGGAAAUGGCAGAUGACUGGUAUACCAUGUGUUCAUGCAGCAUCUGUCAUCAUAGGAAAGAAAGAGAAGGUGGAAGACUAUGUUGUUGAGUGGUACACAACUAGAAUGUGGCAGUUAACUUAUGCUGAUGGUAUUGCGCCUGUUCAAGGCAAUCUUUUGUGGCCAAGAGUGAAUAGACUAGGAGUGUUGCCACCUCCAUGGCGAAGGGGCAAUCCUGGGCGGCCAAGUAAUCAUGCUAGGAGGAAAUCACAGUUUGAGUCUGCUACCAAGUUAUCACGCGUGAAUCGAGUCAUGACAUGUUCUAAUUGCAAGCAAGAAGGACACAACAAACAAGCAUGUACGAAUCAGAGAGUUGCAACUCCACCAAGAAGAAGAAGGGUUCGACCAAGAAAAGUUCAGGAGCCGAGGGUUAUAUUGUUUGGACAAGGACAACCAUUGCAAGGAGAAACAUCUCAGGGAGCUUCUCAACCAUUGCAAGGAGAAACAUCUUAG